AUGGCAGAAAAGUACAAAUCGUUCGCUCAACGCAACCCUGGCGAUGUUCUGAGUCAAUCGAACAUUGAAGUCAUGAUGGAGAUAUCCAAACAGCUUUUCAAAUGCGCAGAUGUGUCUGCAGAUGCGAAGCGAGUUGAACAGGUCAUGGAGAAGACCCGGCUGUCCGGAGAUGUGGAUUCCACAACCUACCGAGAUCUGGAAUCCAAGAACGAAUUUCUCCUUGAAUCCACUUCCAAAAUCCUCAUGGAUAUGGCAAACAUCAUGACUGGCUACGACUUCGAGAAUAUGACGCCAGAGUCAGUUUUAGCAGCCAUGAAGAGAGAAGGUCUGACAGGUUAUGAAAGAGACAUGUUCAAAUCCAUAGAAAAGAUUAGUCCGCUCUUUUCAGAGGCAUUCCAAGGCAUCGGUAAUAACGCUGAAUUAGCUGGAUAUUCAGCGAGUGCUUCAUUCGUCAAUCAGAUGGGGAGUUUGCUCGAAGAAGAUACUGAAAACUUAAGUAAACUAUGUCUGCAUACAAGGUUGGAACUGGACAUCGAGCAAGGGCCGAAAAAGAUUGGGCCUUCUACACCGUACGAGUACCAGAGGCUGGUCAAACGCAAUUCGAUCCGGCUGCUCAGCAUCGAUCAUGUGAAUGAAGGCAUUAUCCAAUGCAGUCUCUCAGAGGUAGAUUUGGAUUCACAAGAAACCACCUAUACGGCACUGUCAUAUGUCUGGGGUGAUUAUCGCGCUCCGGCCCUGGGCGAAUACAAUCCCGGCAGAGCAAAACAGGAAUUUGGUAUCAACUGCGAUGGCUUUGAAAUACUUGUCACGCUCAAUCUUUAUCAGUUUCUUGAGCAGCAGUCCCAACAUAUUGGCGUCGCCAAGAAAGAGUACUACUGGAUUGACCAGAUUUGUAUCAAUCAACGGGAUCUGAACGAAAAGGCAAGGCAAGUUUCUAUGAUGGACAAGAUUUAUAAGUCUGCCAGGCAAGUUAUAGCAUGGCUCGGACCAGAAGACCCAUUCACCAAAGAAGCUGUACGAACGAUCAAGUACCUUGCAUGCCUCAUUGCGGACUUGCAGGAUAAACAAGUUGAGAGAUUUUUGUCCAAGGUACAACAGGAAGGCCCAGUUGAUAUCAAGAUGUGGGACGCUCUUGGUGCCGUCAUAAACCGUGCCUACUUCAACCGAGCCUGGAUUCUACAGGAGAUGAUAUUGGCGCAGCGUCUUCGGUUCUAUUGUGGCUCAUAUGAGAUUUCUAGUGAGGAACUGGAGAAAUGCGCCAUAGCGAUUACCCAAUCCGAACCUCUAUGGAGAUAUUUGGACGCUCAUGGCAAGAGAUUUACAGCGUCAACACAAGAUGAUAUCUAUACUCAGUUCGGGCAUCAAAUCGCGAUGAUAUGCGAAAUAAGAAAGAAAUAUGUUUACGAGCCGGUUGAAGAUCUUUUCUUCCUUGGGCGUUGCUUUGAUGCAACCAACGCUCAUGAUCACGGAUACGCAUUGUUGGGCCUGAUCAAAGAACGUCUACAUCAGAAUAGAUGUGAUCCUGACUUUGGACUGCCAGAGCCCAACUAUGGCAAAUUGGUCAAGAACACCUAUCUCGAAUUCAGCAAAACCUUCCUUGAGGCAACUGGAGACCUUCGUUUGCUCUCUCAGAUCGAGGACUCCAGUUGUCGAUCGAUGAAGUCACUUCCGUCUUGGAUCCCAGAUCUGACCGUACGCUUAUGGCCUCAACCAUUGACGUCAGCGUCAAAUCCAAGUGGAACUUGGUGUGCUUCACAAAACCUACCGUUCGAAGGCGUUUCAGUCAGAGACUGCAUUCUAACCGUACGGGCGGCUUGCAUCGAUAUUGUCAAGGGAGCUGCAGUACCGUUUGGAAAUAGCAGAGCAUGGAGGGAUAUCUUUUGGCUUCUGGAUGGCCUUCGUGAUACCAGCUGCAGCAACAAAUAUCUUGAUCAGGCCCUCGUUAGAACACUGGUUACUGACUUACAUCCAGCUAACGAGUCAAGCAACGAGCACCUAGCUCUUGGCAAAGAUUUCAAGUACUGGUUAAUCGACGAACUGGCUCGGCUUGGUGGAGAUACUGGAUACGCUGGCAUUGAUUAUGACAAAACAGAGUUCCUUCGCGACCGCCUGACGCAAUUAAAGUCGAAAGCAGCAAAUGUUCUCGACGACGUUCGCAACAACAAAGCAGCAGCAAUACGAGCGAUGGUCCAAGACUUACCUUCGUCGAUGUCAUGGUUGAAAGAAUCAUCCGCUCUUAGCAAACGAUCUGACGCAGUUGGAAUUGAAGCCGAGAGAGUGUAUGCUGAAUUAAAAACGAUCUUGAGCCAAAUGAAGGCACGGUCUACUGUAUUGCCCACUGUAAGGGAACUUGGUAAAGGGCUAGACGUUCUAAAAGGCCCAGACAGCGCUACAAAGGCAACCAUGACCGAAGCCGCGGGUCGUUUUAGGAGUAGGAUAGGUCUCAAAACUAAGCAUAGGCGCAUGAUGCGAACCGCAAAGGGCUGGCUUGGGAUGGGCCCAUCGUCUUUACGAGUAGGGGAUAGAGUCUUUGUCGUCCCGGGCGCGAACAUACCCUUCAUCAUGCGCCGACUCGACCCAGGGCAUUAUGAGGUUAUUGGGGAAGCAUAUAUCCAUGGCAUUAUGCAUGGAGAAGCCAACAGAUUUGGCGCAAGUCCUUUCUACGUCGGCGCAGAAUACAGCACUGAUAGAGUUCUUGACAAGUUAACCCAACUCGGCGUCGUACUCAACGCGACAGACGGCCAUCUCGGAAUGUCUAUGCAGGCCGCAACUUACGGAGGUCAUGAUGUCGCCGUCGAAAAACUCAUAGUUAACGACGCUAUUUAG
Molecule: messenger RNA, 2826 nt
Organism: Dothidotthia symphoricarpi CBS 119687
Lineage: Eukaryota; Fungi; Ascomycota; Dothideomycetes; Pleosporales; Dothidotthiaceae
Product: HET-domain-containing protein
Exons: 2
Coding region: 1-2826 (941 amino acids)
Source: RefSeq, a predicted model, not a curated record